This is a messenger RNA of Nerophis lumbriciformis (worm pipefish), 2982 nucleotides long. It is a transcript of the gene fshr, whose product is annotated as follicle stimulating hormone receptor. Gene Ontology annotation, biological process: follicle-stimulating hormone signaling pathway; male gonad development; adenylate cyclase-activating G protein-coupled receptor signaling pathway. The record is from RefSeq and is a predicted model, not a curated record. Gene Ontology annotation, molecular function: protein binding; G protein-coupled peptide receptor activity; follicle-stimulating hormone receptor activity. NCBI's taxonomy places the organism in Eukaryota, Metazoa, Chordata, Actinopteri, Syngnathiformes, Syngnathidae. Gene Ontology annotation, cellular component: plasma membrane.
AGAACUCGGUUAUAGCUUAGUUAUACUUACACACACACACACAAAGUAGCAGGGUACUCCCACAGUCCCACACACACACACACACACACACGCACACACGCCCACUAAAGCUCACACGCACUCAACAAACUUUGACUGAACUGGCGAGUGAGCUGGUGGGUCAUGCUUAGGCCACAUUGGAGUGAGAAGACGUGGAACUAGUGGACCCCCCAUGAUGUUCCGGAUAAUAUCGAUGAAGAUGAUGAUGAUGACGAUGCUAAUGAUGAUGACAGUCAUUGCAGCAGCGGUGGCGAACAACAAAGACUGGACGCCUGCAAGUUCCUUGAAGCGAGCCGUCUGCUCGUAUUACUGCUUGCCUGUGGGAGCCAGCGUCAUUCCCAGGAACAUUUCCUUCGACACGGAAUAUGUCACCAUCUCGGCAAACGAAGCGCUGGAGUCCAUCGGAGCGUUCGCCUUCUCCAACCUCCCCGAACUCAGAGAGAUAACCAUCACCUUGUCCAAACAUCUGAGGCACAUUGACAGGGAUGCGUUCAAGAACCUCGUCAACCUGCAACGCCUGUUCCCAAGUGAGCGCCUCUUGUAAAGUUGUACUCUUUAAAAAUGCAAGGCCGGAGGAGCCCAGUUUAUAUCCAACACGGGACUCACCACGUUCCCUGACUUCUCCAAGAUCCACUCGGCCGCCGACUGCACGAUGUUGUAGGACCCUGCGCACACACACACAAACACACACAUACACUCACACACACUCACACACACACAUGUACGGUGAUGAAGCCAUGUAUUGUAUUGUACAAUGCAAUUGUAGAAUUGUGCUUUAUUGCUUUGUUUACAAUGUGUUGUUUAGCGACAUCAACGACAACAUCCACAUACAGGAAGUGCCUGCCAACGCCUUCAAUGGCCUCUGCAGGGGUACCAUUAGAAAAAUACGGCUCACCACAAAUGGCAUCAAGAAGGUGGCGAAAGACGCCUUCAACGGCACCAAGCUGCACAAUCUGUCUCUGAGAGGCAACAGACAACUUGCCUACAUCCAUCCCAACGCCUUUUCGGGUUCCAGCGACUUGGUGAUGAUCGACGUCUCCCACACGGCGCUCGACACGCUGCCUGUCGCCAUCCUGGGCCGACUCCAGUGGCUGACGGCGGAGUCGGCGUUCCGCCUGAAGGAGCUCCCCCCCCAGCGGUUGUACGGCAAGCUGCUCCACGCCCAGGUCACGUACCCGUCGCACUGCUGCGUCCUCCUCGGCCUGUACAAGAACAAUUCCAUGUGGCACCCACUGUGCUCCCACCCCAAAGCGCGGGAAGAGGCCGCUUUCUUCCAAGCCAACUGCGUCAACAUCAGCACCACCUGCACCCCCUUGCCGGACGCCUUCAACCUCUGCGGGGACAUCAUGGACACGGUCCCGCUGAGGGCCCUCAUCUGGAUCGUCUCUGUCCUCACGCUGCUGGGGAACAUGGCCGUGCUCCUCGUCUUGUUAGGCAGCCGCUCCAAACUGACGGUGCCGCGCUUCCUCAUGUGCCACCUGGCGUUCGCUGACCUCUGCAUGGGCGUCUACCUGGUCGUCAUAGCGACGGUGGACACGCUGACGCAGGGCCACUUCUACAACCACGCCAUCUACUGGCAGACGGGCCCCGGCUGCGGCGCCGCCGGCUUCUUCACCGUGUUCGCCAGUGAGCUGUCGGUGUUCACGUUGACGGUUAUCACACUGGAGCGCUGGCACACCAUCACGCACGCCCUGCGACCCGACCGCAAGUUGCGCCUAAGGCACGCCUGCGGGGUCAUGGCGGCCGGGUGGAUCUUCUCCCUCCUGGCGGCGCUGCUUCCCACCAUGGGGGUCAGCAGCUACAGUAAGGUGAGCAUCUGCCUUCCCAUGGACGUGGAGUCCGCGGCGUCUCAGGUGUACGUGGUGUCGCUGCUCCUCCUCAACAUCCUGGCCUUCGCGUGCGUGUGCGGCUGCUACCUCAGCAUCUACCUGACCAUGCGCAACCCGUCGGCGGCGCCGGCCCACGCCGACGCCCACGUGGCCCAGCGCAUGGCGGUGCUCGUCUUCACCGACUUCCUCUGCAUGGCGCCCAUCUCCUUCUUCGCCGUGUCGGCGGCGCUCAAGCUGCCGCUCAUCACCGUGUCGGACGCCAAGCUGCUGCUGGUGAUCUUCUACCCCAUCAACUCCUGCUCCAACCCCUUCCUCUACGCCUUCUUCACGCGCAGCUUCCGCCGCGACUUCUUCCUGCUGGCGGCCCGCUUCGGCCUGUUCAAGACGCGGGCGCACAUCUACCGCACGGAGAGCUCGUCCUGCCAGCCGCCGGCGUGGACGUCGCCCAAGAGCAGCCCCGUCAUCGUUGGCUCGCUGGCCAACAACGGCAGGGAGCAGGAGAGCUGACACGUGGACCCGCCCGCCUUCGCUAUGUCAAGUGUAUUUGAACCUGGCUAGCAAACAUAGAUCAAUGCAGUCCAAACCUGUGAGUUACAUAACCCCUUUAAGUCCUCUCCUUUUGAGCAGGUACACAUGUUUGUCCGUAAUGUGAUUUAGGUAUCUAAGGCAGGGGUGUCAAAACUACGGCCUGCGGGCCGCCAGCGUCUUCAAUUUGGCCCGUGAGACAUCAUGAGUUCAACAAAGCAUCGCAUGGCGGAGUGCUUUCAAGUUCAUCUUAAGUACCAGGCGGUCCCUGCAUGCUCCAUAUUUGCUGCUGUCUUGUGAGUAAAUCAAAUCACUGAUCCAUAGCACAGCAUUUACUUAUAAGACACAAUCCAAACAACCUUCCCUAGUCAUGGUGCAAAAGAAAAAAAUUGCAACUAACAUAAAGGUCAGCACACAUAACACACCCUGCUCACUGAACAUUGUGGAUAUUAUGAAAAACAUACAAACACUGUAGAAAAAUGUCAAAAUGACACUCAUUUAAAUCCAUUCGAGUGCAUGAUGGGAAAAAUGUCAAACACUCUCUCCUUACUUAUCCAUGUUUGGCACAUUUGAGCUGCUUGAUAUUGCU